Molecule: messenger RNA, 195 nt
Organism: Ambispora leptoticha
Lineage: Eukaryota; Fungi; Glomeromycota; Glomeromycetes; Archaeosporales; Ambisporaceae
Source: the annotation of a GenBank genome assembly
AUAAUUGAAACGCUCGAACCUGCUCAGACUCCGGCGGGAAGAGAGGCAGAAGCGCGAAGAUUACAAGUAGGAGAACUUAUGGAAAGUGAGCGAGAUAGAUAUUGGAUGGUUGAGAAUGACGGUAAUACGGAUGCAAUGAAAGCAUUUGUUGCAUCUUUAAAUGUAUCUUUAAAUUCAUUUUUUCUCAAUUUAUGA